Ipomoea nil (Japanese morning glory) is the source of this 883-nucleotide messenger RNA. Its product is annotated as ribosome biogenesis protein erb1-like. The record is from RefSeq and is a predicted model, not a curated record. Gene Ontology annotation, molecular function: protein phosphatase inhibitor activity. The transcript is spliced from 7 exons. NCBI's taxonomy places the organism in Eukaryota, Viridiplantae, Streptophyta, Magnoliopsida, Solanales, Convolvulaceae. The coding region runs from base 276 to 617 and encodes 113 amino acids. Gene Ontology annotation, cellular component: cytoplasm.
CCGCCCUUGUUCAUAUUCAACUUUCUGCCACAUAACCCUUUAAUUCCUUAUUCAAAUAAUAAUCCGUUUUGAGCAAUCAUCCCAUUCUGUUGCACCUCCUCGCCUCCGCGCAUUGCGGCACCUCGCAAGAUCGUUGAGCCAGCAACCAGUACCCAAACCAUCUUCCGUCUUCGUCUCGGUCAGCAGCUACACCGGCGACGAUUGUCGAUUUCUUCUCCGCCCGCUCUUUCACCGUCGUUCGCCAACAACGUGCAGCUGCUCAGUUUGGUGUAAGUAUGUCAGGCACAGAGGAGGAGGUCAAAGAGCAAUCAGAUGAAGCUGCUUUGGAAAACACUGAAAAACCCAUGCCAUCACCCCAAGAGGAGGAGGAAACAAUGAAGAAAAAAUAUGGAGGAAUCAUGCCCAAGAAGCCACCAUUGAUUUCAAAGGACCAUGAACGGGCUUAUUUUGAUUCUGCUGAUUGGGCUCUUGGAAAGCAAGGUGUAGAGAAGCCCAAAGGUCCACUGGAGGCACUUCGGCCGAAGUUACAGCCAACACAACAGCAAACUCGAUACCGCAAAUCUCCUUAUGCCCCAGCAGAAGGUGAAGAUCGAAGCAAUGCCCCACCAGAGGAUUAACUCCAAAUGAAUGAGAAAGAAAUGCCAUCUUUUGAUCCCUGGAUGAUGCUGAUUUUAGUUAUAGUUACCAGUACUUGAGUAAUUUUCUUCACUUCUGUUUAAAUUUUUUUUAAGAAUAAGACAAAAAGUUAUUGUCCUUGUUGAGGGGAAAGUAGAAUCAUUUAAUGCAGGCUUUGAUUGUGAGAUUUUCCCGUCUUCCACCGAUGUAACAAUUCUGCUGAGUUAUAUGUAAUGCAAAACAAAGACUUAUAUAUUUUGAGAUAUAU